This is a messenger RNA of Cyphellophora attinorum, 801 nucleotides long. RefSeq lists its product as uncharacterized. The transcript has 3 exons. The record is from RefSeq and is a predicted model, not a curated record. Bases 1 to 801 code for a protein of 266 amino acids. Lineage: Eukaryota; Fungi; Ascomycota; Eurotiomycetes; Chaetothyriales; Cyphellophoraceae.
AUGACUCCAGAACGACCUACGACAUGGCCAGAAUGGCCUAAUUUCGAACGAAAUGAGUACGAUGCUAUCAACGUACGCUGUAACGCAUAUUUCACGGGCGGUCCGAUGCGUGCGAAACUUGCUGAUGGACGAAUUGUGCAGCUGCCGCAUGAUUCUGCUCAAAUUGUUCUUGCUGAAUUACUUACUGUCGAUCUUGUACCAUUGGAGAGGGAUCCGACAGCGGGAACUGGGUCUGAAGGGUCUCCAUUCCAUGGCCAUGAGCCGACAGACGAUCAACUGCUCCGGAUAGACAUGGCCAUUUGCAACGUGGAUCGAGUGAUCUCCUGGUCGAUGGCUGUCUAUGAUUACGAAAAAGCAGACGCAAACCUGAGGGCCGAGUGGGAGAAGCGCAUCGACCAGGAGGAUAUGAUGAAGCGUCGUCAACUGUCGUCCAACCAGAUUCGUCAGCUAUGUCAAGUAUAUGCGGCGGAACAGGAGUUCUUGACAGCCAUAAGUGCGUCUAGGGAAGCGUUUCCCAAACCCAGACUCACAAAAUCGUUCGUCAUCUCCGACGAUGAUGAGUAUUCAGUCGAAUCGACAGUCUACGACAUCGACGGGCGCGAGGAUGCCGCAUUGGCGGCGAUUGAGACAGAGACUAACCAGGUGGUGAGAGACCUGGAGUGGUCCAGAAAGGCGGGUGAUACCGAUGCUGAGACAAAGGCUAAGAAUCGACUCAGUAAGCUAGAGACAGAACGGUGUCGCAUCAUCGCAGACCAUGAGUUGCAGCGUCAGAAGCUGAAGGACUCUGACGGUAUUCUCUGA